AUGGUGGUUUGGCAGAGGAAUCGGUUCAAGGCGCUUCUCACGCUGCUGCCAGCCCUCUCUGCUGACUUCCUCUGCGUUCAGGAGAUGGACGAGUAUGAGGGUGUGUAUCGCCAGCCCAUGGCAGCAGCGGGGUGGGAGAGCGUGUAUGUGAAGAGGCCGGGCAAGAAGAGGGAUGGAAGCGGCAUAUUUUACAGGUCCAGCAGGUUUCGCCUGCUUCGCUCGCAGCCAAUCAACUUCAACGACCUGGUCCCCCCUGACCAGCCCGGUCAGCUGGCUCAAGAAGGGACUGCCGUCUCCGACUCGUCUCGAUCCCGUGACCAGCUGAUUUCUGAGCCACCUCAGGACUCGACUCAGGAAGGCACGGCCACUAACGACGAUUUGACCGAGUCUCAUGAGUCCCGUGACCUGUGUGAUCCGCGUGUUCGCUUCAAGCGUGACUGUGUCGCCAUCGUUGCAGCGUUCCAAGAAAGGCUGUUGGAGCAGCGCACCUCGUGGGGUCAGCAGGUGUCAUCAGUGCUCCUAGCCAUGCUCGCAGCGGCCGUGCUCGCCUCCCUCUCUGUGCUUCCCACAGCCUCUCCCGUCUAUGAUUUUGUAUGGACACGUGUCAUGCCCAUGGCCGUGGCUCUGGUGCUGUUAGAGACGGAUGUGACGUCAGCAUUCACACAGUCAGGUCCCGGCCUGCUAGCUUUCCUGCUAGGCGCAGCAGGCACGAUAGCAGGGACACUUGUCGGCUUCUCAUUGGCCGGGCCGUCCUUAGGAGUGGAGGGGUGGAAGGUGGCGGCUUGCUUCUGUGCGACUUACAUUGGGGGGAGCGUGAAUUAUGCAGCCACUGCUAAGGCUCUAGGCAUGGACAUCACAGCAGGGGCAGCAGCGGCUAGCACGGGAGCGAGCUUACUAACAGCAGGCAUGGCGGUGGACAAUCUCCUCAUGGCCGCUUACUUCUCCGUGCUAGCUGCUCUCCCUGACUCUUGGCCCAAGCCGUGGGAGUCCCUCACUCUCUCCAUAGCCGCUGCCGCCUCAGCAUGCGCGCUAGCAGACAAAAUUGCCGUCCAUCUGCCGCCCGUGAUGGCCUCGGCACAGCUGGCGCUCGCCGCCCUGCUGGCCUCCCUCCUGUCCACUGUAGCCGCCAGGCUGACAGGGCGGGGCGAGAAGAGACAGGACGGAGAGGAGAAAGAAGGAGGGGAGAAAGAGGAAGGAGAGGAGGGAGAGGACGGAGGUUCACUGUUCACAGGAGCUGAGACGCUUGGGAACGCCCUAAUGCUGGUCUUCUUUGCAACUAUAGGAGCGUCAGCAAGUGUGUCUGAAGCCAUGUCUGCUGGUGGUGGCCUGCUUGCAUUCGUUGCGACUGUGUUAGUGGUUCACAUUGCAGUCGUUCUUCUAGGGGGACGGCUCCUCAACAUUCCACUCGAUAUCCUAAUGGUAGCAUCCAAUGCCAAUGUGGGGGGUCCUGCCACGGCUGCUGCUAUGGCCAGUGCCCGUAAUUGGCCCCAACUGGUGCGCCCUGCGGUGUUGCUCGGCACAUUUGGCUACACCAUUGGAACGGCCAUUGCCUUUUUGCUCGGAAUCAACGUGCUACAGCCCAUGGCAGCAGCUGCUCUUGCUAAAGUACUGUGA
Molecule: messenger RNA, 1614 nt
Organism: Closterium sp. Yama58-4
Lineage: Eukaryota; Viridiplantae; Streptophyta; Zygnematophyceae; Desmidiales; Closteriaceae
Source: the annotation of a GenBank genome assembly